AUGUCUCUGUUUCUGGUGAUCUUUCAGGACGAUUGGUCACUUGGGGUUGCUGUGGGUAGCGGUGCACAGUUAAUCACGGGAAUUAUCAAUAAUCCGAUUGUUCUAAUGUGUGAACAGGUAGGUGUUGUGUAUCGUGCAUUGACGGACGAAUGUCCGUUGCUGGACGCUGGAACAGGGAAGCGCGCAUCGGCGAUCUGUGAUCGGGCGGUGGACGAGCAUUUCAAUUGCUUGUUAGACUGCCUAGCCGAGUGGAAGCAUAAUGUCAAAAUUGGCGAUAAAAGUCUUUAUGCUUUCGUUCUCCUUACUCAGCGAGGUGCGCAAAGAAUUGAUCGUGGCGUAGUUUGUGAGGACAGAGGGCGGAAGUACAAAGGAAUACUUCAAAAACUGGCCGAGUGCUCGUCCAUAUCAGAGGACGAGAGAAUGUUCCAGUGGCAAAUAGGGAACGUCGAAUUCUCCUGUGGUUCGAAGCUGAAUGAUGUUUCGGCUCGGAAUUGGGAUCAAAAUGAAGCGGUGGCGCAGUUCGCGGGUGCUCACGCUUUUCUCACCGACGGUACUUCCGAACUGAUACGCCGUCUUGCCGAGGGUACUGAUAUUCGAUGCAAUCAUGAGGUUUGGCGUUAG
Gongylonema pulchrum is the source of this 621-nucleotide messenger RNA. Lineage: Eukaryota; Metazoa; Nematoda; Chromadorea; Rhabditida; Gongylonematidae. The record is from the annotation of a GenBank genome assembly.